CGUAGACGAGUUGUGUUCUAGUCUGCGGGGAGGUAGACGGCUUUGUCGCAGACUACAAACCUCUGUGGGUCUCAGCCGCCAGAGAUCCUGUCCAGGCCCACUAGCAGAAGGUCAUGAGUGGCUGUCGAGUGUUUAUCGGGAGACUAAAUCCAGCGGUGAGGGAGAAAGACGUCGAAAGAUUCUUCAAGGGAUAUGGGCGGAUCAGGGAUAUUGAUCUGAAAAGAGGGUUUGGUUUUGUGGAAUUUGAGGAUCCCAGGGAUGCGGAUGAUGUGGUGUAUGAACUUGAUGGAAAAGAACUUUGUAGUGAAAGGGUUACUAUUGAACAUGCUAGGGCUCAGUCCCGAGGAGGAAGAGGUAGAGGACGCUACUCUGAUCGUUUUAGUAGUCGCAGACCUCGAAAUGAUAGACGAAAUGCUCCACCUGUAAGAACAGAAAAUCGACUUAUAGUUGAGAAUUUAUCCUCCAGAGUCAGCUGGCAGGAUCUCAAAGAUUUCAUGAGACAAGCUGGGGAAGUAACCUUUGCGGAUGCACAUCGACCUAAGUUAAAUGAAGGGGUGGUUGAGUUUGCCUCUUAUGGUGAUUUAAAGAAUGCUAUUGAAAAACUUUCUGGAAAGGAAAAAAAUGGGAGAAAAAUCAAAUUAAUUGAAGGCAGCAAAAGGCACAGUAGGUCAAGAAGCAGGUCUCGAUCACGGACCAGGAGUUCCUCUAGGUCUCGUAGCCGGUCUCGUUCCCAUAGUCGGAAGUCUUACAGCCGGUCAAGGAGGUGGAGCCGGAGCAAGUCCCGUUCUGUUAGUAGGUCUCGGGCCGAGAAGAGCAAGAAACGUGGUUCUUCAAGUAGAUCUAAGUCUCCAGCGUCUGCAGAUCGCCAGAGGUCCAGGUCAAAGUCCAGGUCCAGGUCCAGGUCCAGGUCCAGGUCCAGAUCCAGAUCAGUUGACAGUAGCAAUUAAACUGUAAAUAACUUGCCCUAGGGGCCUUUUUAAAAAAACAAAUUCCCAAACC
This is a messenger RNA of Octodon degus (degu), 999 nucleotides long. RefSeq names its product serine/arginine-rich splicing factor 5-like. The record is from RefSeq and is a predicted model, not a curated record. Gene Ontology annotation, molecular function: mRNA binding. Lineage: Eukaryota; Metazoa; Chordata; Mammalia; Rodentia; Octodontidae. Gene Ontology annotation, cellular component: ribonucleoprotein complex; cytoplasm; nucleus.